This is a messenger RNA of Micropterus salmoides (largemouth bass), 1298 nucleotides long. RefSeq lists its product as uncharacterized. Bases 619 to 1194 code for a protein of 191 amino acids. The transcript has 5 exons. NCBI's taxonomy places the organism in Eukaryota, Metazoa, Chordata, Actinopteri, Centrarchiformes, Centrarchidae. The record is from RefSeq and is a predicted model, not a curated record.
UUAGUGACAUGUAAAUAGGUUUGAUGUAUGAAUACAUCUUUAUUAGCAACCACUCAUAGUUUGACAUGUGCGUCUAUUAUACUCUGAUCAGUGAUCUCAGAACAAUGGAGGUGUGUUUUGGACACACUCAUCAGUAUGGCACACAUGUCUCAGUUUUAAAGUUUUUAAUCAUCACAUGUGAUAAAAUGUUAAGAAAGAGACUACAUGAAAAAGUUAGUGUGUAGGUUUUUAAUGAGGUGGAAUAGAAGCUCUUUAGUGUUAGCAAUUCAAAUUGCUGUUUUCUUUCCUCCCUCUGCAGAUGCUUUCUUCCUUUGCAGGCUGAUGGUCUGUGGCCUGCUUUCUUCUGUCUUCCAGCACACUCCAUGUCUUCCCUCUGCAGAUGUUUGGAGCUCUGUCUUGUCUGCAGAAUCUGUCUUGUCUAACUGAGUGUCUUGCUUACAAAGUCACACCCUCCCCCCCCCCCUGCCCCCGCUAAACAAUAGUAAGCAACCUGAUUGGUCUGCUUGACCAUGACAUCACACAGCUGGUGCUGCACAGAUAAUAAAUACUGCAGAAUUUUCUAUACUUUCAUCCCAAGACUCUCACUCCCUUUCCAAGGACUUCUUUUUUUUUUGGAAAAUGGCAGCAGAAGCCGACAAAUGCUGGACGCAUACUACAUGUGGAUCCGCCCGGGUCAAGAUAAUGAAGACAGGCUGUUUUUGUCCUCAGCGGGCACAAAGCUACAAACUGCCGGACAUCAAGAGCCAGGAAAUUCGUAGGACCGUGGAGACAGAUGCUGCUGCCAACUUCACGGAGGAGCAGAAGGCGUCUGUGGCACACUACAUGGCCCAUUCGACUGCUGUGGCAAACCAGCACUACCGGAUGAAGACCCUGGACACUGUUGUGGCGACCGCGAACCUGCUCAGCUCCCUGACACGUGCUCAUCCACCUGUUUGUCAGUGUGUAACCUGGAACUUCCCCUGUGAGUGCCACCCGUCUCUGGAAACCGCAGGGAGAUGGAUCAGACACUCCAAAAAGAACUUUAACGUGCAGCCACGCCACUGCACAGUGACACUUCCAGAAGGAGACAGACACGUCCUGCUCUUUCAGGCCACAAAGGACAUUGUCAAUGACGAGGAGAUCCGCUUCGACCACGGUGUGAAGAGGAGGUCUUUUCGUGGGGAGGAAGAGGAGCUGAAGUGGCUGGAUGUCUGACAAGUUUCCCUGACAGACUCUGUCUUACUGUAUUAUAUUGUACAGCUUGUGUUGUUAUUGUAUAAUGAAUGCGUGUAAAUAAAGUGUGUGUGAUUUAACAUUAA